Messenger RNA from Pungitius pungitius (ninespine stickleback), 4630 nucleotides. It is a transcript of the gene ddhd1a, whose product is annotated as DDHD domain containing 1a. The record is from RefSeq and is a predicted model, not a curated record. Gene Ontology annotation, molecular function: metal ion binding; glycerophospholipase activity. The coding region runs from base 523 to 3186 and encodes 887 amino acids. Lineage: Eukaryota; Metazoa; Chordata; Actinopteri; Perciformes; Gasterosteidae. The transcript has 14 exons. Gene Ontology annotation, cellular component: cytoplasm.
UCCUGUGCUCUAUGCGUCAGCUGUCAAGCCGUGCACACGCACAUUACUGUACUGCCUCUAUGCAAGAUUUGUUUGGACACAGAAUGAAUCUGAAAUUCCAGAGAGACGGGGACACCCACAAAGUAUGGUGACUAAAAUAUGACGACUAUCGACCUGGACUAAAGUGACUCAGUGACAAGGAAGAGGUUUGAUAAAAGCUUAACGUUAUGUUUGUUACGAGGAGAAAGGGGGAGAAGAGGUUUUCCGGGUCGCAACGUUGCAGACAUGCUAAUAAGCUAGCCACGGAGUUCUACAACCGUUAGCUCAGCUAGCUAGCAUGCUAACAAACUGAUGUAGCAACGGCUGUGGGGCAGUUGGGGAAAUGCGGUGUGAGCUUGUCUGGAGGUCUUUGUUUUUGUUAACACUUGUAUUUUGAACACUAACCACUAUGGCGUCACGCGACAGGCGCUGUGUAGUGAUACUGUGAGCUUUAAUGCGAAGAGGCGGAGGUCGUGAGUUUGGGUUGUGCAGGUAACGGUAGUUAUGAGCGGUUUCAACAUUACAACCAAAACCUCCGCGUUAAACUCUCCUUUGAACACCGACGGCAACGGCUCGCCGGUCGGCGUCGGCGCCAGAAACAACAACCGGGACUGGGCUCUGGGGAGCGAUGAGUUCUCGUGCUGUUACGAGAUGAGUCCCAUGGACGACACGAUGCAGGCGGGGAUGUCCUCGGUCCAGUCGGGACUGGACGGACACCUGCCGCUCCUAUACGCCGGACACUGCGGCACCCAGGACGGCUUGAUGUUGGACCUGAACUCGCCGGCGGCCUUCCUCGACAGCGGCCCUCCGGACUACAGCGGCGGCAACAUCGCGGGUCCGCUGUUCGAGAGGAGGAAGAGGUCGCGGUCCAACAGCUCCAGGCAGCGCUUCAACGAGGUGGUCACGGAGCUCGGUCCGGAGGAGGUGCGUUGGUUCUACAAGGAGGACAAGAAGACGUGGAAGCCGUUUCUCGGCCACGACUCGCUCAACAUCGAGCACAUGUUUCGAAAGUACUGUGAGCGGAACCCCAGCGCGACGGGCGAGCGGGUCGACGCCGACAACGAGGAGGACCGCGGGGACAACUGCGAAGAGGGCAGCGGACUCAACGGCGCGGUGUCGCCGGAGAUGAGGACCGGCAGCGCGCACGGGUCCGCGGUGUCCUCCUCCGAGGACAGGGACCCCGACGGGGUCGAGAUCAACGUCGAGCCCGUGUGCGUCCGGGGAGGGCUGUACGAGGUGGACGUCAAGGAGAGGGAGUGCAAACCCGUCUACUGGAAACAACAAGACAAUAUUCCAGUGAUUAGGGGCCAGUGGUUUAUCGAUGGCACCUGGGUCCUGUUAGAGGAAGAGGAAAGUGACCUCAUCGAGCAGGAGCACCUGAACCGUUUCCGCGGGCAACAAAUGCAGGACACCUUUGAGACGGAUGUGCUGGUCAGGACCGUCGACAGCAAAGACGUUCUCUCCCACCUGCCCCCUUUCUACCUCCCUUUUCUGUUCAAAUGGAGUGGAUAUCAGACGGGUGCUAAAACUACAUGUCACAAGCGCAAACGCUGCCAAGCCAUCCACCAUCUGAAGCUGAGUCGGACCCAUGUGGAUUGGCACAGCGUGGAUGAGGUAUAUCUCUACAGCGAUGCCACCACUUCCAAAAUUGCACGCACCGUCACCCAGAAACUGGGCUUCUCCAAAGCCUCCAGCAGUGGAACGCGGCUCCAUCGGGGUUACGUUGAGGAGGCCUCGCCUGAGGACAGACCCCCUCAGACCACACACAUUGUCUUUGUCGUUCAUGGGAUUGGACAAAAGAUGGACACAGGACGCAUUAUUAAAAACACUGGAAUGCUGAGGGAGGGUGUGAGGAAGAUGGAGGAGAAGCACUUUUCGGAGCACAGCGGCGAGCAUGUCGAGUUCUUGCCUGUCGAGUGGCGCUCCAAACUGGCACUGGAUGGAGAUACGGUUGACUCCAUAACUCCAGACAAAGUGAGAGGACUGAGAGAUCUACUCAACAGCAGCGCCAUGGACAUCAUGUACUACAACAGCCCCCUUUACCGGGACGAGAUAACCAAGGGCCUAACACAGGAGCUAAACAGACUGUACACACUGUUCUGCUACCGGAACCCCGAAUUUGAAGAGAGGGGGGGCAAAGUUUCAAUCGUGUCCCACUCCCUCGGCUGCGUCAUCACGUACGACAUCAUGACGGGAUGGGAUCCUGUGCGCUUCUGCCAGCAGGAGCAUCACGCUGUGGAGGAGGAGCUGGACCUGCGCUGGAUGUCCUACGAGGAGAAGCACAUUUUAGAGCAGCUCCAGCUCACGAGGAAAAGGUUACAAGAGCUGGAAAGCCAACUCCUCACCCUGGAAGCCUCAAAACCUCCCGCACGCCCAGCCCUAAAAUUUAAAAUUGAGAACUUCUUCUGCAUGGGUUCUCCUCUGGCCGUGUUCUUGGCCCUCAGAGGGAUCCGGCCUGGUAUCAGCUGCCACCAGGACCACAUUCUGCCCACCUCCAUCUGCAGCCGGUUCUUUAACGUCUUCCAUCCCACAGACCCCGUGGCCUACAGACUGGAGCCCCUCAUCCUCAAACAUUACAGCAAUGUUGCACCUGUUCAGAUACACUGGUGUAGCGCCAUAAACCCCACACAUUACGAUGAGCUCCGGCCUACCUAUCUGAGCCCGGUUAAAGACCCGCCAUCCGACACCGAGAGCAUCCCCAGCCCGAGCACUUCUCCAGUACUCGCCCGCAGGCACUAUGGAGAGUCCAUCACCAACCUGGGCAAGGCCAGCAUAAUGGGAGCGGCAAGCAUAGGGAAGGGCAUCGGAGGCAUCCUCUUCUCUCGUUUCUCCCGCUCCAACAGCCAGCCAUCAGUCUCUUUAGGGCUGGAGGGAGGGGCCAACACUGAGGAAGACGAGCAGAAGCGGACAGAAAGCCAGUCAGCAUACGGCCUCUCCACCCUGAUUCGACCCACGUCACCAGUUACUGACACAUCACUGGAGCUGGAGCGGCGCAUCGACUUUGAGCUCCGGGAGGGUCUCGUGGAGAAUCGCUAUUGGUCAGCGGUGACAUCUCACACGGGUUACUGGUGCUCACAUGACAUAGCCCUCUUCCUGUUGACCUUCAUAUACAAGCAGAAGACGACACCUUCUGACCCGGCAGGAGAUACUCCGGAUACGCCAGACUGAGGCGGCGUAUUCGUCACACUCCAGACACCAAAAUAAACCUCAGUUUAUUUUCAUGCACACAGACUGCUCAACCACAAUAACAAUCUUCCUUUUGAGAUAUCUCUGUGUGACCACACGCUUUUCACUCGUGGGAAUCAUUACUGACGUACUGACUGAAAUCCAAGAUGUGCAUUUUUGUCUUUGUUUUUGUGUGGUUUGUACACAGUUGUGCACCCUAAGGGUGACAAUGUUGGACUAGGAACCCCUAAGGAGGUUCACCUUUGCCAGUAUGGCCACAAGCAAGACAUAAACAUUGAAUAAGACCAAUAAGUUUAAUCCAGGACAAAUAGUUUGAACUUCACCCCCAAGUCUUUGACCUUUAAACUUCUCUUAAACCCCCUCCUCCCGCCUUGUGACACACGCCUGGUCACGGGGACUUUCAGUUCUGUUCUAUUUGCGUCUUUUUUUUACUUUUGGAAAUUGAAGUUUCAUUCAAUCUUUAAACUAAACCUUUUAAGUUACUAGAUAAAAAAAAGAAUGCUAACAAGUAAAUGCAAUGCCUUUCAAAACUAUCCAAAUACUUUCAAUCUUGCAAAAAGUCUGUUACAUUUUCCUAACAAAGACUGAGGACAUUAACCCUUUAAUAAUGCUUAUGAGGUAUGAAGAAAGACGUAAAAAUGAUUAUAUUGUCUGCCUCUAUAUAACAUUGCAUCUUUGAAAAGACAUGAACAAAGCGCCAAUUUCACGCACUGUCAAACAGUAGAUUUUCUCUUUUAACGCAGCCGGUUAAAAAAAUGUGUUUUACUAACAGACAGUUUACAGGACAGCUUUAGCGCCCAUGAAAUAUUUGUUUUGUAUACAAACGUUUACAACCGCAUGAAUUGCAUUAGUCAAUUAUUUUCCUACACCCAAUUAUUAUUUAAUUUUUUUACAUUGAUGUCAUUAACAACACUAGAGGUCUGACACAAAAGAAUCACAGUCAUUUAAACUACUGCUUCUAUGUUAAGCAUAAGUUACAGAGAGGAUCUUCUCUGCUGUAUCUUUAUAUUGAUACCCAAAUGAAAUCAGGGGUACUAGAUGUAUUUUUUCUUAAAAAUAAAUAUAUAUACAUACAUAUAUUUUUUUUCUUGUGAUUUUCAGGAUCUUAUAUUAACCGAGAGUCAUCUCUGGGAAAAUGGGAUUCAAACCUGCGGCCAAAUAACAUUAAUGUGUCUAUCUUAUUAGCGACGUGGCAUUAGUAAUUCAAAGGCAUACAUCAUGAAAAAGUAACUGACCUGGCGUUAAAAUAGCUUCUUUAUUGUUUUUGGAUCUCUUUUGCCUUGUGACCAAUUUUCCCUUUCCUCAUUUGAACGAUGGACAUGUCGGCUUGUCUCUUUAUUUCUGUGAAAGAAGGGUUUCUUUAGUCCUAAAAAAAAGCCAGACACCAGACAGUGUGGAAAAUAAAAGAAAACAAAUAUGUUGACAA